Molecule: messenger RNA, 1254 nt
Organism: Colletotrichum spaethianum
Lineage: Eukaryota; Fungi; Ascomycota; Sordariomycetes; Glomerellales; Glomerellaceae
Exons: 3
Coding region: 1-1254 (417 amino acids)
Source: RefSeq, a predicted model, not a curated record
AUGCUUCGCAACUCGCGACAACUUCUGCGCCUUGCUCCGCGUUCGGCGGCAGCUCCCACGACAGUCCCCGCGACGUCGUUCUCGACGAGAGCUUCACCUGGUGCCCUGCAGGGCUCCAGGAAGCCCUCGUUAGCCCUCCAGGCUACUCGCCUAACUCCCUUGUCUCUCCAAGCACGAUACACAAACUCUCCCUACGAUAAGAUCGACAAGAAAGCCGAGAAGGAGAUCGCCAAGAAGAAGCUCGAGGCGCGCCCGGAAGAGGUUUCCACCGAGUCAUCUACGAGACGCUUCUGGGAGCCUGCGCCAGCGAACCCCGAGAAUGACGAGAACCUCACGGGAGGUUUGAAGAAGGAAGUGAACAUUGUCAAGGACACGUUCAACCUCAGCGAGGUUCCCAGGGAACCCUACGCGCUCGGCCUUGCCGGGACUCUUCCCUACCUUGCGACAUCACUGAGCACAGUCUACCUCAGCUGGGAUCUCAACGUCGAAUGGCCCUCAACGUCGGCCUUUGCAAACCACAUUUACAUGAACCAUGAGUCGGCACAGUACUGGCUGAACCUGCUCGAGCCCAUCCAACUCGGAUACGGCGCGAUCAUCAUCUCAUUCCUCGGAGCCGUCCACUGGGGAAUGGAGUAUACCGAGAAGACACCGCACCCCCGCCGGACGCCUUUUCGCUACGGGAUGGGAGUGCUCGCGCCCAUGGUGGCCUGGCCCUCGCUUCUCAUGCCCAUUGAAUACGCCCUCACCUCGCAGUUCGCUGCCUUCACCUUCCUGUACCUCGCAGACACUCGCGCCAAGAACAAGGGCUGGACUCCCCAGUGGUACGGAGUGUACCGCUUCGUCCUGACGGCGAUUGUCGGCGCCUCUAUCUUUGUCAGCCUGGUCGGCCGUAGCAAGAUUGGCAACGCACAGCCCCACAUCGGUGAAGGCCUGGCCGAGAGCAUGCACAAGGGCAAGAGCGACGAGUCCCAGGACUGGGAGAAGCUCGAGGAGGAAGAGAAGAAGCGUGUGAGGAAGGAGAAGGAGGAAGAAGAGAAGAAGAAGAAGGCCGAGGAGAAAAAGCGCAAGGAGGAGGAGAAGAAGAGCGCCAAGAAGGGCGAGUCCAAGGGCAAGGACAAGAAGGAAGAGAAGGGUGCUGACAAGAAAGAGGACAAGAAAGACAAAGAGACGGAGGGAGAUGAGGAGGAGAAGGACGAGUCCAAGUCGGAUUCCGAGUCCGAGUCCAAGGACGACGGCAAGGAGAAGAAGGAGUAG